AUAUGAACUUGGUAUCAUCCAAUCUCAAAGUAGAUGUUUGGGUCAGGAAAGAACCACGUUGCUUCCAGUUUUGGCAUGAAAAUUUGUUUUACGUUGUUUCAGUGUGACAUUAUUAGUCCUACAAUUAGUUAAUUGCGAAUUUAAAGCAAUGGGGAAGAGGAAGAAAGAAGAGCCAGCUGCACAGAUAGCAGGGAAAGAUAACUUACAGAGGAUGAAUUUUCUGUACCAGAUGGCCCACACAGUGAUGUCCGUCAACCCAAAGAAUGUGCAGCUCGCCAGAUACUACACCAGCACACUCAAGAAUAUCUCCAAAACCUGUGUGCAGAGACAGGACCCUAGUGUUAAGAGGACCAUCUGUAAGAGAUGUGACUCUUUACUCAUCCCUGGAGUCACGGCUACUGUCAGAAUCAGAGCAAAGCGCGAGAAGCAUGUGGUGGUGACCUGCUUAGAGUGCCGCAUGGUGAGACGAUUUCUCGCGAGGAAAGACUACCAGCUGUGGACCGAACUUCCCACAUCGCUGGCGUCACAACAACAUAAAACAGCAACAGCUACUCACAAAAAACAUGACUCCAAAACUUCAGCUUCAACUUCUGGUGAAAGGAAUCAUUCUAAAAGUAAAAGUUUAGCUGCCGGAAAAAAGAAUAAUGGUGGAAGUAAAACUUUCACUGCUGAUUAAAAGAAAACUUCUGAAACUGCAAGUUCAACUACUCAGUGAAUAGAAGACCUGUCCAGUAGUAACUGCUGCAACUGGCCAAAGUGACUUGUAGUAAAUACAGUUAAAACUGCCCACUUAGGGAUGCAAUAAAAUCUGGUCUAUCUGGACAGGUGGCUAGUGUUUAAAUGGAAAAAUAUCAUGUUUAAGUUAGGGACUGUAAUUUAUUUAUAUGUGAAUCACUUGUUUUUGUGAAUCAUGGUCAUUAAUUUAUCACUCUUGAUUCUUUCCAAUAAAGACGGUCACACAAAUUGCAUAAAAACAUUGUAAUGGAAGAAAUAAUUCAUUCAACUUAAGGAUCCGUCACAAUGUCUAGUCCACAUAUGGUUAUAUGACAAAAUUACAGGUACAGCAUUUUUAGUUCAGAACAUUUUCUGAAAAUAAACCAGCUUAAACAAUCCUAACUGCCUGUCACAAUAGGUGGGAAAUUGAAUACGAGUAAACUAUAGUUUAACCAACGAAACAGUUGCUGCAUGUGUCAAAUAUUUUCUUUUUAUGUUCAAUUUUGCUUUUAAUUUUCAUAUUUGUACACAAUGAGUGAGAGUAUGUGAUACCAAUUUUGCUGAUUUUUAUAUGGGUUUCCAAUUCUGCCAAACUAUUAAAUUAGAAUGUUGUUAAUGGUAGUCAUAAUUACCUAGCCUUUUCAUACUAUUACAUGUACACAUUAAACAUAGAAUUUUUAUACAGUACAAAUAAAACAUUUCAAACAGUA
Molecule: messenger RNA, 1424 nt
Organism: Branchiostoma floridae (Florida lancelet)
Lineage: Eukaryota; Metazoa; Chordata; Leptocardii; Amphioxiformes; Branchiostomatidae
Product: ribonuclease P protein subunit p21-like
Exons: 4
Coding region: 149-676 (175 amino acids)
Biological process (GO): tRNA 5'-leader removal
Cellular component (GO): nucleolar ribonuclease P complex
Source: RefSeq, a predicted model, not a curated record